Molecule: messenger RNA, 2185 nt
Organism: Cyprinodon variegatus (sheepshead minnow)
Lineage: Eukaryota; Metazoa; Chordata; Actinopteri; Cyprinodontiformes; Cyprinodontidae
Product: embryonic polyadenylate-binding protein-like
Exons: 14
Coding region: 1-1866 (621 amino acids)
Cellular component (GO): ribonucleoprotein complex
Molecular function (GO): RNA binding
Source: RefSeq, a predicted model, not a curated record
AUGAACAGCAGCGGACCAACGUAUCCUCUUGCCUCUUUGUAUGUUGGGGACCUGCACCCUGAUGUUACAGAGGCAAUGCUUUAUCAAAAGUUUUCUCCUGCUGGACCCAUCAUGUCGAUCCGUGUAUGCCGGGACAUCAUUACCCGCAGAUCUCUUGGAUAUGCCUACAUCAACUUCCAGCAGCCGGCAGACGCCGAGUGUGCCUUAGAUACCAUGAAUUAUGAUGUCAUCAAGGGUCGACCCAUUCGAAUAAUGUGGUCUCAUCGUGACCCAGGUCUCAGGAAGUCGGGUGUGGGUAACAUCUUUAUCAAGAACAUGGAUGAGUCCAUCGACAACAAAGCGCUUUAUGAUACCUUCUCAGCCUUUGGCAAUAUAUUGUCCUGCAAGGUCGUCUGUGAUGAGAAAGGAUCCAAAGGCUAUGGCUUUGUUCACUUUGAGACUCAGGAGGCUGCAAACCGUGCCAUUGACACAAUGAAUGGGAUGCUUCUAAAUGACAGGAAAGUGUUUGUUGGCCACUUCAAGUCUCGCAAAGAAAGGGAGGUAGAGUUUGGCUCCAAAGCUCUGAAGUUCACUAAUGUGUACAUCAAAAACUUUGGAGAGGACUUUACUGAUGAGAAACUCAAGGAAGUUUUUUCUACCUUUGGGAGGACCCUUAGUGUGCGGGUGAUGAAGGAUGAGAAGGGCCGUUCCAGAGGAUUUGGGUUUGUCAACUAUUCUCACCAUGAGGAUGCUCAGAAGGCUGUGGAUGAAAUGAAUGGAAAGGAGAUAAAUGGGAAGACCAUCUAUGUAGGAAGGGCUCAGAAGCGUUUGGAGCGUCAAGGGGAGCUGAAGCGCAAGUUUGACCAGAUCAAACAGGACCGCAUCCAACGCUAUCAGGGGGUGAAUCUAUAUGUGAAGAACUUGGAUGAUAGCAUCAAUGAUGAGAGGCUCCGGAAGGAAUUUUCUCCUUACGGCACAAUCACCAGUGCUAAGGUGAUGACUGACGGUGGCCAGAGCAAAGGCUUCGGCUUUGUCUGCUUCUCUUCCCCAGAGGAAGCAACGAAAGCAGUGACCGAAAUGAAUGGGAGAAUAGUUGCCACCAAGCCGCUGUAUGUUGCUUUGGCACAGAGGAGGGAAGAGCGUAAAGCCAUUCUAACUAACAAGUACAUGCAGAGGCUCGCUACGCUGAGAACCAUGAGCAGUCCCAUCAUUGAUUCUUAUCACCAGUCUGGAUACUACAUGACCAUACCUCAGCCUCCCACUCGUUCUUUCUACAACCACAAUGCUGUCAGCAAUCUGAGACCAGUCCCUCGUUGGACAGGACAGCCGCCCAGACCCCAGGGACAUUACCCGCCUCAGUAUGUAGGGAAUCCCCCUCCACCACCGCGUCGCAGUUCACCAACAAUUACUACAGUCCGGCAGGCUUCAACCCAGGCUCCACGAGUCGUAAACUCCACACAAAAGACAAACAACAUAGGGACUCAGACUGGAGGAGUUCCCAGAGGAAGUCAGUACAAGUAUUCAUCUGGAGUGAGGAACCCUCUUCAUGUUGCUAAUGUUCCUGCUAACAUGACGAGACCCCAGGUUGUUCCUGCGCCUGCAGUAGAUCAGCUAGUUCAUAUUCCAGGCUCGGAGCCACUCACUGCUUCCAUGCUGGCUGCAGCUCCCCUCAUGGAUCAGAAACAACUCCUUGGGGAGCGUCUGUAUCCUCUGAUUCACGCGCUUCACCCAAACCUGGCAGGAAAGAUCACAGGGAUGCUGCUAGAGAUCGACAACUCAGAGCUGCUGCACAUGCUGGAGUCACCGGAGUCCCUGAACUCUAAGGUGGAAGAGGCGAUCGCUGUUCUGCAAGCUCACCAGGCAAAAGAUUGUUCUCCAAAAAAGUGAAAUAAUUUAAGGUCAGCAUUAGAUUUAAGGGGGACUUGCUUGAUUUGUUGUUUGAGGGGGGGUGAAAGCGAUUUUUCUAGGGGAUGUAAAUAUUGGGUCAUUAAAAAUAUUUAGAAAACCUAUAUUUAAUUUGAUUGGAAGUGCUUAAAAUGUAAAUACAGUUUAGGUUUAGGCUGAAUUAGCUACUGAUACUGCUCAAUCAGAUGUUUCAGCUUUAAAUAUGAAUAAUCUUAAGAUCAAGAUAAAUAUGUGGUCAUAAUACAUCCAAGUUUAUUUUAGUUGAUUGGAUAUACCCAUUUAAAUGAUUAUUUACCAGUAA